CGGGCGGGCGGGCGGGCGGGGGGCGGCGCGGGCCGGAGCCGGGCAGGGGGCGCCCGCCGCGGUGCCCGCGCGCUGCUCGCGCCCCAGCCCUGCCGCGGGCCUGCUUCCUCCAGGCGCACCGUCCCCGCCCCUCCACCCUUUGUGCCGCCGACCGUCCGGUGCCCCCCCGCCCCCCCCCCCCCCGGCUCCGCGGGACCCCGGCGGGGCCGGCCCGCGGCUGCCCGCCAGCCCCGGCGUGGGCGCGGCCCGGGCGGCCCAUGGCGAGAGGGCAGCGCGGGGACCGGGCCGCUGCAGCCGGAGCCCGCCGCGCCGGACGCCCGGGCCGCCUCCGCCGCAUUGUCCCGGGCCGCGCGCCCCAGCCCUGAGCCGCGCCGCCCGAGGGGCGAUGCGGAGAGCCGCCGCGAUGGAGGACUUCGUGGACGAGGAGGAGCCUUGGUACGACCAGCAGGACCUGGAGCACGACUUGCAUUUGGCGGCUGAGCUGGGGAAGACGCUGCUGGAGAGGAACAAAGAGCUGGAGGAGUCCCUGCAGCAGAUGUACGCCACCAACGAGGAGCAGGUGCAGGAGAUCGAGUACCUGACCAAGCAGCUGGACACGCUGCGGCACGUGAACGAGCAACACGCCAAGGUGUACGAGCAGCUGGACCUGACGGCGCGCGACCUGGAGCUGACCAACCAGAAGCUGGUGCUGGAGAGUAAGGCCGCCCAGCACAAGAUCCAGGGGCUGACGGAGACAGUGGAGCGUCUGCAGCCGCAGGUGGAGGAGCUGCAGGCCCAGGUGGAGCAGCUGCGGGGGCUGGAGCAGCUGCGGGCCCACCGGGACAAGCGCAGCCGCCGCCGCACCAUCCACACGUUCCCCUGCCUCAAGGAGCUGUGCACCAGCCCCCGGUGCGAGGACACGCUGCGCCUCCACAGCUCGUCCCUGGAGCUGGGCCCGCGGCCGCUGGAGCAGGAGAACGAGCGGCUGCAGGCGCUGGUGGGCGCGCUGCGGGCGCAGGUGGGCCAGGAGCGGCAGCGGCGCGAGCGCUCGGAGCGCGAGUUCGCGGCGGUGCUGGCCGAGGCGGCCGAGCUGGAGCAGCGGCUGUGCGCGCUGGAGGGCUGCCGCCUGCGCGUGCAGGAGCUGGAGGCCGAGCUGCUGGAGCUGCAGCAGAUGAAGCAGACCAAGACCUACCUGCUGGGCCGCGACGACCACCUGGCCGAGGCCCUGCUGGCGCCGCUCACGCAGGCGCCCGAGGCCGACGACCCGCAGCCCGGCAGCGGGGAGGACUCGGGCAUCCAGGACUGCGCGGCCGCGUCGCCGGCCACGUCGCCGGGCCACAGCGUGCGCAAGAGCUGCAGCGACACGGCACUCGAUGCCAUGGUGGCCGGGGACCCGGCCGGCCGCCACGCCGCCAGCCUCACGCUGCACGCGCAGGGCGUGCGCCGGCGCGGCAUGUCCAUCCUGCGCGAGGUGGACGAGCAGUACCACGCGCUGCUGGACAAGUACGAGGAGCUGCUGGCCAAGUGCCGGCCGCGCGGCGCGGGGGUGCGGCACGCCGGCGUGCAGACCUCGCGGCCCGUGUCCCGCGACAGCUCCUGGCGGGACCUGCUGGCCGGCGACGAUGGCCAGGGCGAGGCGCGGGCCGAGAAGAGCCUGAGCCAGCACGUGGAGGCGGUGGACAAGCGGCUGGAGCAGAGCCAGCCCGAGUACAAGGCGCUGUUCAAGGAGAUCUUCUCGCGCAUCCAGAAGACCAAGGCGGACAUCAGUGCCACCAAGGCCAAGGCGCACAACGGGGGCCCCACCUGAAACUCAGCUGCCUCAGUGGAUCAGCCCUGGCCAGGUUUCAGGAAGUCCAGUACUGCCCAGCGUGCCCAGGUGUCUGGUUCUGCCCCGGGCAGGUCUUUGGCGCGUCCUGCCUCUGCCCGGAGCCCAGGAGGACGCCCUCACGCCUUACUCGUCUCCAGUGGGCGAGGGGGUUUUCUCUCCCCGCCCGACCUCCGUGGAGGCUCCCGGCCCUCCAGGCUGCACUGUGAGCUCAGCUGGCGGCCAGUGCUCGUCCACGCGCCUCGGAACCCUUUGUCCUUCGGAGCUGGGCGGCUCCCAGCCCACCCCCCAUGUGUCUCUGUCACCAAGGGUGUGUGUGUGAGGGGGCAGGUGGGGGAAGGGCUCCCGCCUCUGUGCUCCUCCGUUCUGUCGUGCUGGCCAGCGUCACCUUUGGAGUAUCCACGAGAGAAAUCUAUUUACAAAUGCUUUAUUCUCUUCUUUAAUAAAAAACACACCAGUGUUUGCACAGCAGAAA
Sorex araneus (European shrew) is the source of this 2279-nucleotide messenger RNA. RefSeq names its product cerebellar degeneration related protein 2 like (gene CDR2L). Lineage: Eukaryota; Metazoa; Chordata; Mammalia; Eulipotyphla; Soricidae. The record is from RefSeq and is a predicted model, not a curated record. The transcript is spliced from 6 exons. The coding region runs from base 386 to 1786 and encodes 466 amino acids.